AUGUUAAUAAUUGCUUUAAUUGGAAUUGCACUAUCUCAAAAUAUCACAUGGUCGAAUUAUUCUUUUUCAAGUCCAGAAUUCAUUAAUCUAAUAGCCCAAUAAACAAAUUUUGCUAGAAGCUUCGAGGAGUUUGGAUAAAUAUUGUAUUAAAUCAUAUAGGAUUUGUAGGAAUUUUUCAAUUUCAUACGAUUCAUUGUAAUUUGAAGACAUUUGCAGUUUUGAAUAUCAAUACCUAAUAUUGAAUAAAAUUGAGAACUCAUUUAACUCUUUUAUUAAUGAAUUCCAAUAAAUUGAGAUUGAUGAUUUAGAAACUAGUGAGAUAGAAUAGGGAUUCUCUGAUUAAAUAAUCUCAUAUACAAAAAGUGAUUUGAAUUUAUUGUUAUUAGAAAGGAAUUAAGUAAUUCAUUAUUUGAGUUUUGAUUAAAAUUCCAAGCUAUUCAAUUAUUCAAAAUUUAAUUUAUCAAUUUAUAGUAAUACUAAAUAACAUUAAUAAUUGUUAAACGAUUAAGAUGCUUAUUACUAUAUCAAUAACGAAUAAUUUAGUAAGUUCAUUAUUUAAAAUAACACUUUAUAUUAAUUUGAAAUUUUAAAUUGGGUCUAACAAAACGAUCAAUUUAAAGUUCUUGUUCGAAAUAAUUAUAUUUAUUUUAUUAAUGGAUAAUAAUACUUGACUAUAUAUUAAAUAGUCUAACACAAUCUAAUAUUAACCAAAUAGUUAUUCGCAAAAGUAUGAUUUUUAUUUAAAAAACAAGGAUAUUUAUGCAGUAGAAAAGAAGAUGAAUUUGAUUGAUAUUAACAUCUACGAAGAUUAUCUGUAUAUCCUUGAUCAUGAAAAUGGAGUCAAGAGAUUGCGUUUAAAUGAUAUUGAGAUAGAUAUGGAUUUCUAUAUUAAUUAACCAGGUUGUUCAAUAAUUUCAAUAGAAAAGGAAUCCAUUAUUUUAGUAGAGCACAACCAACAAAGAUCUAUAAUCUUUGAAGGAAUAAUUAAUGGUAAUAGCUGGAUUCUAUUGCAAACAAAAUAAACUGUCAAAAAAGUAAUCAAAAGUGUUAAAUAAUUGAAAGAUUAUGCAAUACUCAUAAGUAAUCCAAUUAAUAAUAUUCAUCGAAAAUAUAUGAUAGAUUCUUAAGCAAAUAAAAAGAUGUUGGAAGGGUAUAAAAUAUUUUUAUUAUAGCAAUGAUUUUUAUUAAAUGGAUUUUUUGGGAAUUGAAAGCAUAGACACAAAUUAUUUAGUAGGAAUCUUUAAAUACGGAGUGGCUUUAUAUUAUACCAUAGAGUUACCAAGCUCCAUAGUUUGUUACGCCCAAACUUCAUAGAUGAGUAGAGUUCAAGUAUCAGAUUAUUUUAAUCUUAAGAUAUAAAUAAUUAGUACUUAAUGCCCAAAUAAGAACUAGCAGAACUUAUUGAAUUAUUGUUCAUCAAAUCUGGAAUAUAUAUUUGAUGUUAGGGGAGCUUUAAUGAAUGAAUUUUAAGAAAAAAUAUUUAUUUAUUUAUGCAUAGGAGCAAGUGUUAUUGUCACACUUUUGGUGGUUUCAAUUAUAUAUAUUGUAAGAAGAUAUCAAUUGAGAAAAGAAUAAAUCAACUAACUGAAAAGAAAAGGAAGAAGAUAUAAAUGA
Paramecium octaurelia is the source of this 1614-nucleotide messenger RNA. The record is from the annotation of a GenBank genome assembly. NCBI's taxonomy places the organism in Eukaryota, Ciliophora, Oligohymenophorea, Peniculida, Parameciidae.